This is a messenger RNA of Gossypium raimondii (Peruvian cotton), 1726 nucleotides long. RefSeq names its product protein DETOXIFICATION 49. Gene Ontology annotation, cellular component: membrane. The transcript has a single exon. Gene Ontology annotation, biological process: xenobiotic detoxification by transmembrane export across the plasma membrane. Lineage: Eukaryota; Viridiplantae; Streptophyta; Magnoliopsida; Malvales; Malvaceae. The record is from RefSeq and is a predicted model, not a curated record. Bases 29 to 1660 code for a protein of 543 amino acids. Gene Ontology annotation, molecular function: xenobiotic transmembrane transporter activity; antiporter activity.
CGUAUCGUCUUCACAUAUAGCAAAAAAGAUGUGCCAGUUUACAUCUUCCUGCAAAUGUGAUGAUGAUGAUUCAAAUAUUCCUUCCCUUCUUUCAAUCAACGCCUCUAAAGGGUCAUUCAAUGUUUACGAAUCUUUAAUCCCAAAAUCCCCGACAAUCCAUACACAAAAAAAGCUAGGCAGUCUUUUUUCUGUUUCCCUUGCAGUGAAAGAAGCCAUCUCCAUAGCUAAUAUUGCUUUCCCUAUGAUCCUAACCGGUCUCAUGUUAUACUCCCGUUCAUUGAUUUCCAUGUUAUUUCUCGGCCGACUCGGUGAACUUGCCUUGGCUGGUGGUUCACUCGCCAUUGGCUUUGCCAAUAUCACUGGUUAUUCUAUUCUUUCAGGUCUUGCUAUGGGGAUGGAGUCCAUUUGUGGUCAAGCUUUUGGUGCUAAAAAAUAUACCCUUUUAGGUAUCACCUUACAAAGGACAGUGCUUUUGUUGCUUGCUUCAUCAUUGCCUAUUUCUGUUUUAUGGAUGAAUAUGAAGAAAAUACUGAUAGUCUGUGGUCAAGAUGAAAGUAUAGCUAAUGAAGCACAACGGUAUCUUGUUUAUUCAGUCUCUGAUCUUUUAGCUCAAUCUCUUUUACACCCAUUGAGGAUUUAUCUCAGAACCCAAUCAAUAACUCUCCCUUUAACAUGUUGUGCCAUUUUGUCUAUUCUUCUACAUGUACCCAUCAAUUACUUUCUUGUAACACACCUUAAAUUAGGCAUCAAAGGGGUUGCACUUAGUGGGGUUUGGACCAAUAUCAACCUAGUUGGUUCAUUGAUAAUCUAUAUCCUUUACUUUGGUGUCCAUAAAAGAACAUGGGGAGGGUUUUCAAUGGAGUGUUUUAAAGAAUGGAAAUCUUUACUGAAUUUAGCCAUUCCAAGCUGUAUUUCGGUCUGUCUUGAAUGGUGGUGGUACGAGAUUAUGAUCCUUUUAUGUGGUUUACUUUUAAACCCCAAAGCAACAGUUGCUUCAAUGGGCAUUUUGAUUCAAACAACAGCAUUGAUAUACAUAUUCCCAUCUUCAUUAAGCUUCAGUGUAUCAACAAGAGUCGGCAAUGAACUCGGUGCUAACCAGCCCAAAAAAGCCAAACUCGCCGCCUUUGUAGGCCUAAACUGUGGAUUCAUUCUGGGCUUAUCAGCACUCCUUUUUGCUGUACUGGUGAGAAACAUAUGGGCUACCAUGUUUACAGCCGAUAAAGAUAUCAUUGCAUUAACUUCACUUGUUUUACCUAUAAUCGGCUUAUGUGAACUCGGCAACUGCCCACAAACAACCGGGUGCGGCGUUCUUCGAGGCACAGCAAGGCCUAAAUACGGUGCUAAUAUAAACUUGGGUUGUUUUUACCUUGUUGGUAUGCCGGUUGCUGUAUGGUUAGCUUUUUUUGCUGGUUUUGAUUUUAAAGGGUUAUGGCUUGGAAUGUUGGCAGCUCAAGUGUCGUGUAUGGCCACUAUGUUACUGGUUUUGGUUCGAACAGAUUGGGAUUUUGAAGCUGAAAGAGCCAUGAAACUGACCGGAACUCAAAUGGCUGUUGAUGAUGAUGAUGAUGACAGCAAAUUACACGAGAAUCCACACCAAGCACAAAUCAAGCAGGAUUCUAUUUCUUUAUUAGAGGAUUUGAGUCAUUAUUGCCUAGUUUAAUUUAACCUUUUUUUUUUUUUAAUUUUAUAUAUUUACCUUGUAUAGAUUAAGGUAAAAAAAAGAUUC